UACAGAACUAGUAUGAGGAGCCAAUAGGAGUGGGCGACCGUGCAGCAGAGGCAACGGUUAGUUGCCCAAUUGUAUGUAACGAAAAGUCUAACACCAAAUUUGUAUUUUUGUACACGAGCUACUUCUUCUUCUGGUUUCAGGUCUUGUAAAGUUAAUACAAAUGAUGGAUGCACUGUCGGUGGUGAGUCAGCUGCGGGACCUGGCCUCUGAACCGCAGAACCGAGAGGUGAUAGUCCAGGAUCAGGGCUGUCUCCCCGGGUUGGUUCUCUUCCUGGACCACAAGAACCCAGAAGUGCUACUUUCAACACUUCAGACGUUGCGCUACUUGGCUGAGUUGCCUCCCAACAUCCCCACCAUGAAGAAUGAACUCGGUAUGAUGGUGAGCUUGGAGAAUCUAGUUGGGAGGGAUGGCCUGUCUGUUGACAUCACAGCCUUGGCCCAGGAGGUGUUUGACAUUCUGAGUGCACCUGCUAAACCUGUGCCACGCACACCUGAGAGGGAGAGGAGAAAAAAAUCCCAGUUCUUUAUCAACUCCACCCAGAAGAAGGCCAAGUCUGUCACUCUGCAUAUCAAGGGGCUGGACAGCAUUGACCAGCGAAGCUUGUGUGAGGAGGCUCUUCUGAAGGUCAGAGGAGUGAUCAGCUUCACCUUUCAGAUGGCUUCCAAGAGAUGCACCAUCCGCAUCCGUUCAGACCUGCCCACUGAGAGUCUGGCAUCGGCCAUUGCUGCCACUAAGGUGUUGUCAGCCCAGCAGGUGUUGAAAAAUGAGGCAGGAGAAGAAGUUUUUGUCCCUCUGAACCCAUCUGGAGAGGAGGUCCAGAAAAACGCGGCUCUACCAGACUACCUCCCAGAAGAAGAGGAGAGCCCAGAGAAGGAGGUCGACCGAGCAAUUUCCCGCACCACAUCUAAGGAAGAUUCCAGUGGAAGCUGGCUCAACGCUGCCGCCGGUUUCCUCACCAAAACGUUUUACUGGUGAAACAGCCGCAGUUCAAUUCUCCGAGAUCCAGUGGUGCAAAGUUGUGCUGAAAGACUUCAACUGCUGCCUGUUACUGGAGUGGACAUUACCGGAUGAAACAAGCCACCAUCCUGGCUUUGUGUGCAUAGUCUGAACUUCACCAACAUGCCAUCAAUUGUUGUGAAAAACUACAAAUUAUCAACAUGUGCAAAAGCACUUCUGAUUAAGCUCUAUUCUGUUUACUUAGUUGAAUGGAGGAUCACACACACAUGAAAAAUAUAUUUUGUCUUUGGACUUACAUAAUGCUGUUUUUCUAUCCAGUAUUUUCAUUAAAUGUAAAUAUUUUCUUAUUCUAUCAAACUGUCUUAACAUGUAAAAAAAAACAAAAUGUAUUUUCUGUAUAAAUGUAUGUUGGUAGUUUUGGUUCAUGCUAAAAUAAAUCUGCAAAAGUAAA
Molecule: messenger RNA, 1409 nt
Organism: Cottoperca gobio
Lineage: Eukaryota; Metazoa; Chordata; Actinopteri; Perciformes; Bovichtidae
Gene: armc1l
Product: armadillo repeat containing 1, like
Exons: 7
Coding region: 161-976 (271 amino acids)
Molecular function (GO): protein binding; metal ion binding
Source: RefSeq, a predicted model, not a curated record